Messenger RNA from Plasmodium cynomolgi strain B, 10224 nucleotides. RefSeq lists its product as hypothetical. The transcript has 7 exons. The coding region runs from base 3976 to 9624 and encodes 1882 amino acids. Lineage: Eukaryota; Apicomplexa; Aconoidasida; Haemosporida; Plasmodiidae. The record is from RefSeq and is a predicted model, not a curated record.
AUGUUUAGAAGCAUUAUCCCAACGACGGUUGGCCUGAACAAUUCCAAGUACGUCCAUGCGAACAUAGAUGAGGAAUACGAUUUGCUCGGAUCAAACGACAGCUCGGUGAAGGAAAGGAACAAAACAAAUAAUGAAGCUACGUCGUUAAAACAUAUUCUAAGUGUAUCCAACUCGUAUAACAUAAAAAUUAACCACCUGGAGAAUUGCAAAACUCCGGAAGAAUUAGCACUGAAAAUCUUAAAAUCUCAAAAUUUUCAAAAUAAAAGAAAAUAUACAAAUGAAAAUCAUGUGCUGUGUGAAAAGAAAAAAAAAAAUGCACACGUAAAUAAUGAUCAAAUGAUGUACUCUAAAAAUGGAUGUCCCCAUGGGAGAUAUUCCUCGUCAUCAUCAUUAGGAAGACGAACUACUCACAGCUGCAAUUUUGAGAAAUUCAGUUUUUAUAAGGGCCCUCCUGAUGGUUAUAUGUACAAUAAUGGGACUUACUCCUCUGAGGGAAGAUUGGACAGGGACGUGCUUCCACUCAGAAACUCUUCCAACUUCCACGGUUUUGUGGACAACUCUAACCGGUUAAGUGGCACGUAUACGAACCAGCAAACAGGGUUCUCCAACAGAAACUGGUGUCACAACAGAUGCGAAGAAAUGACAAGUGAACCUGCCAUCCUUAGUAGUUGCAACCACAUCGACCAAAGGGUAAUAAACGAAAUGGACAAAAUGAAGUUAGCUUGUAAGUACCAGUUUAGCAGAUUGAAGAAUUUCGAUAAAAUUGGAAUACCCCCUGGUAGGAGCAACAUCUUUAGUGAACCCCUCCGCGGGGUGUCAAACGGAAUGAGAGGAACUUACACGGGGGAAGCUCACAAGAGGGAAGCCUACACGAGGGAAGCCUACUCGAGGGAAGCCUUCCCAGGGGAUGCCUACCCAGGGGAAGCCUUCCCCGAAGGAGCUCAUGCUAACGCCAUUGACGUGGAGGUGGUCUAUGACCACCUGUCCAGUUUUAACCCGCCAAAAGUAGAGCCGACUGAUGAGGAACCAGUAAAGAAGCCCCCAUACGAGGACGAAACAUUGCAGGAUCUCCCGCAAUCACUACCUACCAAGGACGUACAAGAAAAAGGAAAGCAUACGUAUGAGGACCCCCCAAAUGGUACAACCCAUCAGUUCAAAUGCGAAGGUGAUAAAGAGAGUAACCCAGUUAGCCUAUUAUCAAACGAAAACGAAGGGGAUGAAAAUGGGGAUCCAUCACAGGGAGGAAAACUCAUUCCAUAUAUGCCUAACCAGAAGAACGUACAAAAAAAAUGUGGAGAAAUAAGCCAGUGGAGGGAACCCACCCAGGUAGAAGAGGGGGCCGCAGAAAGUUCAAAUAAGGUGGGCAAAAUGGAUGAUAUGCAGAUAAAGGAGAUGGAAGCGAAAUGUGUAGAGCUGCCAUGUGGCGAAAGUGGGCAGCAGUUGGAAGGGGGCAUAGAGGCGGAUGUAGAAGCGGGUGCAGAAGCGGGCGUAGAAGCGGGUGCGGAAGCGGACGUAGAAGCAGACUCAGAAGCAGACGCAGAGGCAGACGCAGAAGCAGACGCAGAGGCAGACGCAGAAGCAGACCUAAACGCGGAGGGGGAAUCGUCCCGACUAGAUGACCCAAACGAGAACGCCAACAGGUACAUCCAAAACGACUUGAAGCAAAACAACCAAAUGGUGGUGACCCAUGAUUGUGACGUUUCUAUCCAGCCCAGAGAGUAUAACAGAAGGUGGACCCAGCUGGUACAACACAUGGAUUCGUUCCUAAGUAUCAACUCGAGUGACAUAAACAAAAAUAAAAAGAUGAAACGAAUAGUGACCUGUCUAGAAGGAUGCCUCAAAAAUGAUAAGCACAUGGUUUACGAUGAAGGAAGCAAAGUCGAACUCGUGUUGGAAAAAAUUUUUGCAAAUUUGAAGGAAUUUCUCAGUAAGGAGAUCUGUUACAGAAGGGGUCGGAAAAGCGACAUGGCGUCGUCUGUUGAAGGGGAAAGGAAAGGAGAAAGCGGACAUGCCCAGGGGAGUGGCACCUACAGUAACGUGGAGGACGAGCACGGCACGGAGGACGAACGGGAUGAGGUUUCCCAAAGCGGAAGUGACACCCACAACAAUGCUGAUGAAGCGGAUGAGGCAGUCCACGCGGGAGAAGGUGCGCCGAGAAGUAGAAGCAAGGGUGGUAGUAAAGGUGGUAGUAAGGGUGGCACCAAAAAUGCACCACAUAAUGGCGGGAAACAACGCAGCGCGAACAAUUCACGAAGCGCCAAGCAGCCAAACGAAGCCGUCAUGUGCGACCUCAUAUACGGACACUACAACAUCUUGCUGUAUCUGAUUCUGCUCAAUUUCGAGUGCUUCAAAAAAUAUGUAGACACGGACGAGCUAAACGAACAGGUUCUAAUCAACCUAAAGAUCAACUUUAAAAAUGUUGUCCUAAAGCUAUCCCACUGCGAAAUAAAAAAUCGAAUCAUUCAGUUCUACCAUGUGCAUGAGACCUACCUAAUACAGCUAAACUGGGUUUAUGAGAAGUGCCUCCUUUACAUUUCCGAUUUUUAUAUGUACAUAGAGGAGUAUGACACUGUCCUGGUUAACCUUCUCGACCUCUGCACCCUGACCCUCCAAACGAAUUACAAUGUGCAGAAUAUGAUCGUGAACUCCUCCAAUUUGUUGCUAAGGCUUUUUAGAAACAAGAGUCGAAAAAAAAUGAAGAAAUAUGUCCUUGAUGAUAUUGUGUCCAAUAUAAACAACGUCAAUUUUAGGUACAACAGGAUGAACUUCCGAAAUAGCCACGUGAACUCCACAUACAUACACCUGACUACCUUUUUGCUUAUUAAAAUUGCAGAUUCUUUUUCUCACUAUGAGGGUGAUUUGAAGAGGAAGUAUUUUCUGGACCAACAGCCGGGAGGGGGAAGCAAGGGCACAUCGGCGGUCAGGAGAAUCCACGACGAAUCCGACAGUGAGACGGACAACGAUGAUGAUGAUGAGUACUAUGUGGGAAAGCCCCCCAAGGAAGCGCGCAACGGAAGAAGGCACAACAGAAGCGGACGCAACGAUGGAAGCCGACACAAUACUGGCAACACUGGAAACACUCGCAACACCCGCGGAAGGGAGGACGCUGGACUGUCUGACCAAUCGUGCAGCCUAAGCAUCUUCACGAGCGAGACCGAAGGCAGCAGCACCUGCAGUGGGGAACACACAAAAAACAGUGACACAAAGGGAGGGAAAAAAAAAUGCACCAAUGGUAGAGAACCCUCCAGGAAGUACCAAAUGAAUGCAAAAAAGGAAAAACCAAAAUACUCCUUAAGGAAAAAAAAAACAACAAAGGGUGACCCCCACGAUUAUGACCUUGCGAGUAGCACACAUGAAUACGAAUCAGAUGAGAAGAACGACAAAAAAAGAGAAACAAAUAUUAGUAGAAGGGAAGAAGACCCCUCGGAGGAAUCCCUGAACCAGUACAUGAUGAGGAAGAACUUCAAGAGACUAAACAGUGUAGUCAAUUAUAUACUAAUAGAGAUUAUCGAAAAAACACUCUACCAGGACAAUAAAAAUGCGAAAACCAUUUUGCAAUCCCUCUUUCUGGAUCUAAUAAAAUGCUGCGACAAUCCCUUAUUCAGCAUAAGUACACUCUUUGUUAAAAAUUCCAUUCACAUAUUCUUUGACGUCAUUAACAAAAGACAUGAAGGAAAUGUAAAGGAGACAUGUCUCUUUAUAUUAAGAUACAUUUUGAAAUAUACAUUUAAUGUAUACAAUUAUGUGAAUAACGCUUGCUUCCAUUUAUUGUACAAUUUGAAUCAGGAGCUGUGCCAGAAUAAAUUUAUAAAGCCGUUCUUUCAAUUGGACGGUUUUAAGGAAGACAAGGAGGGUCUCUCAACCCCUGCUUGCAUCACGGGGGGGGACAUUUCGGGAAAAAAAAAAAAACGCAAAGGGGAAGAAAGGGACAAAGCAGGAACUCACCGAGGAAGCGGAAAAAAAGGAGGUACUUAGAUGAUGAAACUACUCAGGUGCUGCGACGAGGUGCAAAAAAACGAUCAACUCCUCCGGUGCCAGCAGUGUGAAUCGUUCUAUCACAAGACGUGCAUUUAUAAAGGCGCGAAGAAGAUGAGCACGCACAGGGACAUUCCCCAGGAGGAUACCACUUGGGGGUACAACGGCCUUUGUCAAACAGGGAGAAAUAACCAAACAAGCGGAGAGAAAAUAAACAAUCACGGGAGCUGCGAAAAAAAAAACAAUCACGGGAGCUGCGAAAAAAAAAACAGUCACUGGAACGGCGAGAAAAAAAACAGGCAGUGGGAAAGCCUCGAUGAGGGCACCACGAAACAUAUCGAAAACCUUUUGCACUCGUCCAACGUAGCAGAACACAACUGUGAUAACUGCAAAGUGAGAAACAUAAUCAAAAGCAUUAUCAUCAGAGAGGCGCAAGGGAACAACACCUUCUUGAAUAGCAAAUUUAGGAGGAAGAAAGAAAAGAAUAAGGGCUUUUACUGUUUUGAAAAAUUUGUGAACAAACUGAAGGCCUUCGUCGUGUAUUACUACUACCUCGUGGUGCACAUCAAAUGUGACAAGGUAAUUGAAGGCAUAGACAGCAACAGCAAUAAUGUGUACUCUUACAUACUCAUCCUGUAUAAUGAUUUUUUGUGCGUCGAUGAGGAUUCAGAGGAGGGAACUGCCAAGUGGGUCGCGGGCGAAAAGGAGAAAAAGAAGGGACUCCCUCCUAUGAAGGGUGCCGCUUCUCAGAAGGGUGCAGCUUCUCAGAAAGGUGCCGCUUCUCAGAAGGGUGCCGCUUCUCAAAAGGGUGCCACUUCCCUGAAUGGGGACAAACCCAUCCGCAUGAGCAAAUUCACCCAGAUGCUGUGCCACGAAUACAGAAACACCGACAGGAGGGACGAUGAGGCCCUGGCCAAGUACACCACCGCACAUAACUUUGACAUCUACAUCAACAUCUUGUGGAAGAUUCACCUCUAUUUUUCCUUUUACGAUUAUUUCUUCGUAGCCCUUAAUCAGCUCUUCUACAUACUCUACGAAAACGGAAACAAAAAUCUCAGAUAUUACAGCAUUUCGAUAAUCAACAAUAUUAUAAAUGAUAACUACCUGUACUUGAAAUGCAAGCAAACGCAAAAUAUUUUGAUGUCUUGCUUGACGGAUAAUUAUCUAAAGAAUUUUCUGGAGGUAGAAAAUCUGUCCGAUCGGUGCCAACUUAUGGAUGGAAUAACCAACCCUGCGCUCAGUAGUACCCACAGUAAGCAUGUCGAAAGGAAGGACAGUCCCACGAACGAGGAGAAAAAUCCACUCGAGGGGAAGAAUACACUCAAUCAUUACCAUCGUAACCAGCCCAUCGACCUGAACCAGUACAUCACAAACGAGAUUGUAGACUCCAUUAGGCGGUGCUCAAAGGACAUAAAAAUCAGCAUUCGAAUUGUCAGCGUGAAGAUUUUAAAAUAUAUCGUCUAUUUUAACGUCUACGCGAAGAGGUACCCUCGGGGAGCAGGGGCGCAACCGGCGAGCGAAGAUGACGAUGGGGAGCAGGGGCAGGAGGAGCACCACGCAGAUGAGCACCACGUGAACGGUGAGGAUCGCCGCCAAACUAGCCAAACCAACUGCAUCCGCGACAACCUGUCCAUCAUGAACGACCUGAUCGAGCGGUACGUGUCCACCUUCGACAACGAAACGAUGAAGAGCACCGUCCUCGAAAUAUUCAUCGACAUUUUCUUCAUUAACAUAUUCACGCAAGCGAAGCGGAAGGUGGAGAAAAGGGAAGGCCCCCCAGAAGUAGACCCCUACCAGCAUGGAAGACAUUCCCAUGGGGAGUACCCAAACGAGCAACAUGCUAGAGGAUACGAAUCGGAAGAAAGUCAACCAAUGGGUAUGGAACAGGAUUCCACGGUGUACAUAAGGAUAGAAAAAAACAUGUACACACUCUUUAUUCAUCUUCUUUACGUAAUGAAAAAUAAGCACAACAUAAAUAUCGUCAGUAAAAUGCUCUCCCAUAUGGAGAAGAACGUGAGGAUGUAUGAUGAGAAAUUGGAUUCAGUUUUGCGCUUUCUGAGCGAACAUGACAAGGUGGGGAAGUCAGGGGGGGGACAUCCUCACAGCGGUGCACAUAGCAGUUCCCAUAGCGGGGGUCCCUCCAGUAACGCCAGACUCACGGCAAAAGGUGGCUACAAAAAUGGGUGCAAAAAUGGGCACAAACGUGGAGGAAGCAAUUUACCCAGCAGAGGUAGCAAUUUGCCCUCCCAAGGAAGCUGCUGGACAGGAAAAGGAAGAACCAUGAACCAUUCAAUGAGCAAAAAAAACGCGGACGUUUCGACGGACGAGUACGACGAGCAGGACCACCCCGAAGACGGAGAAACAACCCUAAGGCAAACCAAAGAACAAACCAACCUCCUCAAAAUUAAAAAUAGCAUAUACAACAUAUAUCUGAGCAACUCAUACAAGUACCUAGAAAUCUUGAGGAAAAAAAAAGUGAAGUAUGUGCUAGAAGUGUGGAUCCAUAAUUUAAUUUGUCUCUUCAUUAGAAGUAGAAGAAAUAGUUCCCUCGAAAAAGAAACAAAAAAAAUUAUAAACAUAUUUAAUAUUAUAAUCGAAAUUAUGCCGAGCUUAUUUAUCAGAUAUAUGGAUUUUUUUUAUCCAUACAUUUACAACAACGAUGUGUCGAAGGAUGUCUGCGAAUUGUUGUCAUCGAUUAUCCCACACUGUAAGUUGGACCUAAAUUUAAAGUUCCAGUUUAAGAGGGUGCACUUCAAUAAUUCUCUUCUAUACCAUCAGAAUAUUUUCAUUUCGAGAUCGUAUGUCCAGCUCCUCUGUACCCUACACACGUAUAUCUUUUCGGACUUUUUUUAUUUCAAAGCGUAUAUCCAAGAAUGCCUUAUAAAGCUACACAAAUACAAGUUGUGCUUCCUAAUAAAUAAUUACGUAGUUCAGUUGAACGACUUCGUGCGUGAGUUUCAGUUUAUGACUCAGGAGGAGAAACAGCACGUACGGGGGAAACUAUGCCAAGCAUAUGCUCACACAACAGAGAUUAACAGCGGAGAGGAGAGAGACCUCCAAAAAGGAGAAAAACACGCUGAUCACGUCUUCACCUACAAUCUUAUCGAUAUGCCUUACGAAGAAUUUGUUAACCAUCUAGAUCAAUACAAAAAACACAUCUUCGAUAUUUUCUGUGUAACCCACACUGAUGUGCAAAAUUUAGAUAAACACGCGUGGCUCAUUUGCGUGAUGAUGGAAUUUAUUAACAUCAACAAAAUUGUUGUGAACGAUUUAUAUGCUGAAGGGGUGGACCCCCACACACAUGUCUGGGUGGGAGACACGGAAGAGGCUAACAAAGCAGAAGUCAGGAGUGGAAGCAGGAAGAACAACCCCUCGAAUGGGACCAAAGUGGGAGGAUCAAAUCAAUACACGAGAAAGAAAGAAAAGCCUGAUCAGAAAAAAUCCGAUGAAGAUAUCCAAAUAAAUAACGUAAAAUAUAUUAAACUCUCCGAUAUUGCAAAACGUGUACAAAUAUACAGCCAAGGAAUUCUCUACUUUGAGUUCAUGUUCAAUAAGGAGGUUGAUUAUAUUAACAAAUGGAAUACUCUGAAAUUGAAAAAUGAAAUAAUUACAGAAAUUCUUCAUAAAAAAAUUAACACCAAGAAGAUAGAAAAGUUUGUCGAUAUGUUUAACUAUAAAUUUUAUGAUCUAUCUUUAAUUGUAGUAAAUUUAAUUGUAGACUUAUUCUAUAUUUCGAAUGAUGUAAAAUAUAAAUGCUUUUUCCUCCUAUGCUUAAGUAAAAUAUUAUCCAACUUUUACAACUCCCAUUUUAUUAACGACUUGAAAUUGAGAAAUGUUUUCUUUUUUUGCAUCAAUUCGUUCAAUCCGAUUUUACAGAAGAAUUUCCUCUACACACUACUUCAACUGAUUAAGACAUACGAACAGUUUCUUAACAACAAGGAUAAUUUGCUCCUCGCGCAAAGUAUCAACAACAGGAAAUGCGAAAGUGAAAUCCUGGGUGGGAGAAUCAGCAUGGUUGUGCCUCCCACAGAACAACAACAUAGAACUGCGAAAAAAGGCAAAAUAAGUACCAUGAGGGGAGGAAAUGCUAAUCAUAGGAACUACGUAAAGGGGGAGAGUAAAACUACGCACACUAUUAGCCGAAACAGUGGAAUGGGUAACUGCCAUCGGGUUGAACCUUCUAAUGGGGAAGAACACCCCCCCGCAGAUACACCCCAUGAGGGGGAUAUAAACCCAAAAGAAAACACACACAAAUUCCAUUUUGACACGCUCAAUACAAGUAGUCAUGACGAACCAGGAAAGGAUAACCACCAGAAGGAGAGAGUCAAAAGGGAGGCAACCCUGGAGGAAGAAGACACAGACGAACCACACAAAAAGAGCUAUACGAAACGAGAAAAGGAACCCAAUAAAGGCAUAAACAAACAACAAGAAAAUGUCAACUCCGUUUCGUACGAACCAAAUGAUACACUACUGGAGAGUAAUGAACAAGUGGCAGGUAGCCCCAAAGUGGGGAAUCGAGAGAAUGGACACAAUAACGAUAUCAUACACGUACUCCUUGUGGCUUCCCUAUUUGCUCAAAAAAUUAUCGACACACUCAGUGUUAACCGGUUUAUAUACACAGACUGCUCCGCAGAAGAACUAUACUUAAUUAAAAAUUUAGGAAUUCAAAUUUUAGGAAAUCUAUAUAAAGAAGGAUUCAUCCAAGGGACAAAAAUUUGUCCAAGUAUUUUUUGCCUCUGUUUCACUCCAGAUAUGAAAUUAAAAUGUAGAAGCGAAAAAAUUAUUAACUGCAUUUUGGACAAAGAGAGUUACAACUUUGUAAAUAGCUUGGCGGAGUGCCUACAACAUAUGCUCUUCUACCUAAUUGAAAAUCACUACAUGUUCAGUAAUUUUGAGAGGGGGUGUUUUGACCAGGAGAAAAACCGUCGAAUGAGGGACACGAGCGACUUCCUAACCACAGAUACACUCCUGUUUAAUAAGAUGGAGCAACCAUUCUUUCAGUACCUCCUAGAUAUCUACGACCGUUUAACUAAUAAAAAUCUAAAAAUGAAAUAUGUCAAAACGGUACUUAAAGAAAUCGAAAACGCGUGUCACCUAGUGCUGUAUGAUAAGGUUCGAAGCUUCAUACGGGAUGUGGGUGUCAAGUACAACACCUCCACUGGGGGGGGAACACAUGCAGAGGGUACCAGUAGAGACUACUCGAGGAGAGAUGGCUGCAACGUGAAUGUCUCCGUUCGCAUUCCCCAAGUGAAGGAUAUCUACGCGCUCAUCUUGAGGAAGUACAUGUCGCAGAAUGGGUCGAGCGGUCAGAGUGAAGAUCCGCGGGACAGUGGCUCGGAUUCGUCUGCCCCGAAGAGAGCCAUGAGAGGGAAUGCAAAGGGGGCUAACCGGGUUGGAAGCGGAGCAACCAACGGAGAGAACAACUUCCAACUAGAGGAAAAGAAGCCACCCAAGCCUAGCGGCAAGCCAAACAGAAAAAGGAUGAACAAGGACGAAGAGACAUCCAGUUGCUCCAAUUCGAAGUUAAGCGAAAAAAUUAUCGAUGAAAAUAUUUCAGACGUAGGAACCAGCUCAGAACAGAACAGCGACGAAAAAAACGUAAUCGAAAAAAUAAAAAAAAAUACAACCACCUUGUGCACCACCAGAUGAAUGGCACUACUAAUUCACGACAUCAACAAGGUUUACUAUGUUAUUUCGUCCACUGUUAAUAUCAACUCCGAGGUGGACAGCCCCAAGUCCAACCACAGCUACUUCCACUCGAUCGAUGAACGCAUUCAGGAGCUCUCCCACGAAGAUGAAAUGAACCAUGAACGAGAAAGCGAAAAUUUUUCUAGAGUAAAUUUGAACCUUUGUAAAAUCAAGUGCUUCGCCAUGGUGCUACUAAACAGUUUGACUAACCACUUGGUGCAGCAUUACCAGGUGGACACCUCCAGACUGAACGAACUGAUCGAAGAUGACAACGCAAAGGAAAACAAAAUAGAGGAAGAAGUCAGAGAAGAAAAAAAAAACAUCUUCAAUUAUUACGAAUACAUAUAUCAGUGCAUCGAAAUAUUUGUGGAAGACAACGCGGUCGUCAUGGAAAAGCACGCUAGACACAAUUUAAACAUGCACAAUUUGGGCACGCACAAUUUAAAUAGUGACUACAUAAAUGGGCUUAUGAAUGAUGGAAAAAACAAAAAAUUCGCGCAGAAAAAAAAACAGAGGGAAGUCUCAAGGCAAAGAAGAUUGACCCUGAAGAAAAAUCCCUAG